UGUGUGUGUGUGUAUGUGAUGACAGAGAUAGAUGGAAAUUAAUUGAGGCCAUGUCAAGAUGAGACAAGAUCAUUUUCAUGUUUUCAUCGUUUUUUUGUUGAGCGCAUCAUCUCCCACCGAGCAUGUGAAAAUGGACCAAACACCAAAAGAAUUAAGAAAAAAAAAAACUUUGUACAAGCCUCCAGCGGUCGCAGUGCCGGUGCCAUGGCGCGUUUUGGGUGGCUUCUUUCCUAGAAUGUCCGGCAAAUGGUGAUUGGUUCAAGGUUUCUUCCCAUCUCAGUCCAGGGCUUAUUUUAUCUCUCUUAUUAUUAUUUUUCGACAAAAUAAUUGUUGCUGGUAAUUAGUCGUGUGGCCCUGUCGACAACCAUCAGAAACGAUUUCCAUUUCAAUCCCGAGUCCGAAACGCUUCCAGUGCAAUUACAAAGACUGGAAAAAGUCGGUGGUGGUAAACUUGCAGGCCAUUCUCUCCUGUGCUGGGCACUCCAAGGAGCUGUUAUUCGCCUAUUUCUUUUCUUUUUCUUUUUUCUUUUUUCCCCCUUAUCUUUUCUGCACUAAAAACAACCCUUUCACCCCAGAGAUUGCAAGCCUUGUUUGAGUUCCCGUGGAAAUUGAGAAUGGCCACAUGACAUUGAAAAUCUGUUUGUCAUCGAACCCGUUGCCCGCCCGCCCCCACACCGUUGACCAACUCUCCCAGGGAGGAUAGAGCAGGCCCUUUUUGUGGCCGGAUAUUUGCAAAAAAAAAGAGCUGCUGUCACGGGUGCACUUCCUUUUUGCCCUCUGGGUGUCGAGACUUUUUUCCCCCCUCCCCCAAAAAAUCUCUGAGAUCUGAUUUCUUUCACUUAAAUAACCUUUGGUCUUCCCCCACUUCGGCGCGAGUUCCUGGUUGAUCAAAUUGCCUUGACUGAUAUGUGAUUAAUCUUUUCUGUUGUUCCUGGUGAAGGAACGAAAAGCCUGGACACUAGUUCUAGGCAAUUGGAGGUUUGUAUUAGAUUGAGUCCAAAAUAGUUGAUUGUCUUGGUUCACUUAGUUUUGGUAUCUUUUUUUCUUUUCCUUUUUCCUUUUUACUAUUUUCUUUUAUUUGUUUAUUUUAGUAUUUCUUUACUGACCUUCGUUUUUAUCAUAUCCUCCCUGUUCAUCUUCCCAAGCUUUCCAAGCUCCUCUAACCUGCCUUAUCAAAUUUAAGCCGCUACAUUUUUGUUUGCCACCAACCCGUUCUGCCCGCUCCCAUCCGUUGAGCCUUCCCCUCCCGAGCGGCGGUAGGCCUGGGCCUAGACCACCCGCACCCGCACCCGCUCGCACCGCCUGAUCCCAGUACCUGGAAACCCGAACCCCCAACCCACACCCACUUUUGGCCAAUCUGGGCCCUCCCCUGUUUGCAGCUGCGCGUUGGCACCGUAACUUUUCCAUCUCGAUUUGUCAAAAAGUUUCCAAAUUCAAAAUAACAAACUUAAGAAGACCAAAAAAAAGAGGAGGGGAAGAGGUUAUCCGUGUUUUGCUAGUGGCGGCGUCAACUUGUUCAUCCCAUAUCCGGCUUGGGUCAAACUUUCCCAUCAUUCCUCCAAAUGGAGGCCGGUCAUGGAGGCGCCGCCGUGGCCAACAGUACCCUCAGUAUCCCAGGCAUACUCCAUGCUGCUGGCGAGAGCAGAGAUGAGUUGCUUGUACUCGCAUCAUUGGCCUCCAAUGUUGCCGACGCUUCGGAUGCGGCCCGGGCUCUGCUGCAGGCUACUUGCAGACUCCAGAGGAGCGUUGACGUUGUUUGCAAUUUGAUGCGCCAACUGCGAGCGAGCAAGAAACGGCUCUCUCCUGGCGUCUCGAAUGGGGCAAUACCAGAUCAAACCCGGAUACGAAUGCUGCAACAGGACCCAACACCCUUGGCCGUCUUGGAAAAACACCUGAUUACAUGCGUCGCCGAUAUCAAGCGGGUCAUCCACGGCUUCCGCUAUUCACUUUCAGUCUAUAAUCAGCCCAAGGACCCGAAGCAAGGAUUGGAAGAUCGACGAGCAGCUCUUGAGGCUUCUUUGAACCAGUUGGCUCAGAGAAUCAUUCUGCGUGAACAGGCUCUCACGCAACACCUGAUUGCACUUGGUUGUUACGUUGAGCACUUGGUAUCACCCAGCUCCACCUCCAGUGGGAACAGUGAGCAUGGUGGUGGAUAUGCCAAUAAUGACGAGACCAAGCCCAAGGCUGGACCUUCAGUUUCCAGAAAUGAAAAUGUGGCAGCUCGUACCGGAGGAAGAUGUCUCAAAGAUGAGACUGCAACCAUCCGUGAUCAAUCACCCUCAACCGUCGAAAGUAUGAUAAACCGGAGCGGUGACAAUAGUGUCCAUACAAAGAGCAGCCUCGAGACCACCGUCAACGGAACCGCUUCCCCUCUUUCAGAUUCAAUCUCGGUAGAUUCGAAUGGCACCGUCAAUGUUUCUGGCCAGAAAAGGAAGGCUUCCCCCGACAAAAAAAAGAGUGCUUCCUUGUCACGUAGGCUGGCCGAACUCAGCCUCAGCAGAUCUGGUGACAGCGCCGAAACCCAAAUAAACAGCGAACAGACUCGGCACGAGUAUUACUAUAGCUGUGAUGCCUUUGGCGGCAUUGACGAUGGAGCUGAUGAACUUGAAGAUGGAUCACUGAGCUGCAGGUUCUGUGGAAUACGAUUCAUACAUGACGAUGAGAUGACGGCGUAUCGCCUGGGUGCCCACCUCGUGCGCGCCCAUUCUUUCGGCCUGUGCAAUCUAAAUUGUACUUUUUCUUCGCAGGAAGCUCUUAUGGAGCAUCUGUACUCGUUUCACAGCUGGUCGAGGAUGUCACAUGAUCGAGAGGUUAUAGAUCACUGGUUCCGAAGACAAAAGGAAGUCGGAGUGCCGCUGGAACGUGGCUGGAGACUGCUCACCUUGGAAGACGGUGAUGCCCAGCCCCUACGUGGUUUAAGAGAGACACGAGAAGAGACAGGACUGUUGCAGCUGCAGGUGCUCAACACCAUUUUGUUGGCGGCAGACCUAAACAUCAGCAUGGUCCCUGAGAAGCCGGAAAUAACACUACCACCACCCACCGAGGGUUCGGUUGCAUUCGAUGCAGGGCAGGUACCAAUGGCGCACCGACUCUGCCAGGCGCUCACAAGCCUGGACAAACUUGCUGUUGCAGAGACGGAUUCUUCGAGAGAGGCAGCGGCACCACAAAGCUCCAAAGUAACGAACGGAUGCAGUGCCAAACGCAGGAAUGGUGUGGGCUUGGAGGACCUGAUGUACCAUGCGGCAUGUGUACAACAGGAGAUGGCCAUCACGAGCGGCGUUGGCGAUGAAGAUAUGCUGCGACACGAGGCGCUCUACACGGCCGAACAGUACAAAUUAGACGACCUGGUUUGCAUGUACUUUCCGCCGAGAGCAUCACCGGCAGCCGAAAGACAUAGAGUCUGGCAUGUGCGUGUCGCAACUGAUGAAGGUGGUGACAGGAAGGCUAAAAUGCGAGCACAGAAGCUACGCAGUAUCGAGGGCUUGGGUAUCAAGCGCAUAGAGUCCAAUCGGCCACUUCGAUCUUUCAGGGACGCAGUGCGCGUGCUCGGUCGCGCGCACAUGGAUCAGUCUGGUGCAACGGGUUACAUCAGUGUCAUGCCUCAGGUGCUGAAAGCAGCGGGGCUGCUUCUUUGGCAGGAAGGCCGUUCGCCGGAAGCACUUCGGCCGGGAACAUACGUUCCUCUUAACGCGGAAAAUCUUAGGGUUCAUACGGAACUGCAACAACGAGAUACACACCCGCUUGCCAAUUCACCAGCCCAGCGAAGGUUCCGCUGGGUUUCGGGCGAGCGGCUGGACUGGUGGUUUCUCGGCAUGGUGGAGAGGUCGGCGUCAUUUCGCCGACUUGUCAAGAGCGGCAGAGCUUUCCCUCCAGGUCCACCGGGUAUACCACUUUCAGAGAUGUCAAGGAGCCGCAAACCCAGUUCCGUCAGAGACUCCCAGGCGACUGAUGCAUCGAAAGCUCGACUGACGCCGUAUGGGUGGGCGGUAAGCCUACUGAGCUCAGCUGGACUUCCUCAAGGGAAGGCAGUUGUCAACGGUGUUCGUAGCGUGGGCGGAGAUGCGAGAAGCAUCGGGAAUGCCAAUGGGGUUGUGGCUGCUAACAGAGGUUCAGCACCGCAACAGGUGAUGGUCGCUGCACUGGCAGCCCACCAGCAGCAACAACGCCGUCAGCAAAACAUGGCAAACAGCCACCCGUCACAGGAGCGUAUGGUCAAGCGGCCGCAGACCCCAGAUAUCAGCAUGGUUGGUGCUGAUUACGGGACGUGCUCUGGCAUGUCAGUGGAAGAAUCCGAGAGUUCAUCACAGUGCAGCCAAAAUCCAGAAUAUAGGAACGGCUCGCAUACACUUCAGCAGACAGUCGAAAACACCAGAUCCAGACCGGAUAUGAUGGUAGGGACGGUGAAAGCACCGGCUAUCGCCGCAGAUACGAUUACAGAAGAGGAGGAUGAGUCCGAGGACGAAGACGAGGAAGACGACGACGACGACGAUGACGACGAUGAUGACCAAGAAGAGACAGGAGACGAUGAGGACGAAAUAACAUCCGACUCAUCUACGACGUCUUCGGAAUCGAGCUCCUAGUUUCUAAAUGCAAUGAUGCUUCUUUGCGGGUAUUCCUGGUGUCCAAAACGGAUGGCUCUAUUUAGCGAGUCUAUUAUUAUAAGCAUUUACGACUGGGUGUCCGCAGCCCAUUAAAAAAAUACGAAAACACACAUGCAAAGAUGUCAGAAGUUUGGCAGCGGCAGGAACCUAAGAAAAAAAAAAGGAGUUUGGGAGGACUUGGAUAUUUGAUGGGGAAAAACAAAAACAAAAAAAGACCCCUGAGCUAUGGGGUUUCAUAAUGAUGGUCAUGUCAUGAAAAAUUUGGAGCAGAGCGAUAAACUUGUACAUAUUCGAGUACAGGUUAGCUAAAUCUGUAAUGGCGUCAUGCCGUUGAUGUUCAACAUAUCUGGAAUUCUGAUCUUGAGAAUACCCUGGUAUCAAAGGUUUCACGAGUGUAGUCAGCAAGACCGCUGGAGCAGCCCUUGGCUUGCAUGUUCCCAUGAUAGAAACAAAAGUACAAGAUGGCG
This is a messenger RNA of Pyricularia grisea, 5068 nucleotides long. RefSeq lists its product as uncharacterized. The record is from RefSeq and is a predicted model, not a curated record. The coding region runs from base 1563 to 4580 and encodes 1005 amino acids. The transcript has 2 exons. NCBI's taxonomy places the organism in Eukaryota, Fungi, Ascomycota, Sordariomycetes, Magnaporthales, Pyriculariaceae.